ACGACAAACCGAAGCAACUUUUAUUUUUUUUUUUCAAGAAGACGAAUUAACAGAGCAGAUGAUGGAAAUAGCUGAUGUCUCUUCCACCUUUGGUACUGUAGUCGUCUCGCAAAUAUCGAUUCCGGGUGUUGUCUGAAUCAAUUCCUUCGUUCUUCAUUUGGGUGUUUUUAAUUCGUGAACUCGAAUGAGCAAAAGCGACGGACUUGGUUCUGAAUUCUGAUCGCCCGCUGUGUCUGCUUCCUGAAGUCUGACGAUUCGUGUGCUUCCAAUUCCAGAUUCUGGGGAGGGAAAGUUGACGAAUUGGAGUUGGGCAAUUCCUUUUCACCGGUACGUGGAAGCUCGAGAGGAACCGCUGCUACUUCUUUACUGUUCAAUGUGAUAAAGGAAGUGAGGGACAGAAAGUGAAACUGGGAGGUUUUGGAAGACCUCCCAGUUGAUGGGAAAUGAAGCCAUCAGGUAAUAUAUGGAUUCGGCGCCAACAGUGUCCAUGUGGAGAUUGGAAGUGUUACAUCAAAUCUGAUGGAGAUGAUCUGCCAUCGGUGAGCUCCCAGCCUGCCAAGGAGAAGACACUAUCAUUGCCAACCUCAGAAGCUGUCUUUACUCCUUAUGUAGGCCAAAUUUUCACGACUGAUGAUGAAGCAUUUGAAUACUACAGUAAUUUUGCUCGAAAAAAUGGAUUUUCAAUUAGAAAAGCACGCUCAACAGAAAGCCAAAAUUUAGGAGUUUAUAGGAGAGAUUUUGUUUGUUAUCGAUCUGGGUUUAACCAGCCAAGGAAGAAGGCAAAUGUCGAGCACCCCAGGGAUAGAAAAUCAGUACGGUGUGGAUGUGAUGCAAAAUUGUAUCUGACAAAGGAAAUUGUUAACAAUGCCACACAAUGGUACGUUUCACAGUUCAGUAAUGUUCAUAAUCAUGAAUUAUUGGAGGAUGACCAAGUUCGUCUGCUUCCAGCUUAUCGGAAGAUACAAGAGGCCGAUCAGGAGCGCAUCCUUCUGCUAUCCAAAGCUGGGUUUCCUGUGAAUCGAAUAGUGAAGCUCCUGGAAAUAGAAAAAGGGCUGCAACCUGGGCAAUUACCCUUUAUUGAAAAGGAUGUCAGGAAUUUUGUUCGAACUUGUAAGAAGACGGUCCAAGAAAAUGAUGCUUUGCUUAAUGAGAAGAGGGAGAGUGAUGUGAUGGAACUUCUUGAGGCGUGCAAACGUAUGACAGAGAAGGAUGCCGAUUGUGUUUAUGAUUAUACUACUGAUGAGAAUGAAAAAGUUGAAAAUAUUGCGUGGUCAUAUGGACAUUCUUCACGUGCUUUCACUGCUUUUGGAGAUGUUGUUACUUUUGAUACCUCUUAUAGAUCGAUUACCUAUGGGUUGCUACUUGGUAUCUGGUUUGGUAUUGAUAAUCAUGGGAAGGCGGUUUUCUUGGGGUGCGUGUUGUUGCAGGAGGAAAGUGCCCAUGCAUAUUCAUGGGCCUUACAGACAUUUGUCCGGUUUAUGAGGAGAAGACAUCCGCAAACAAUUUUGACCGAUCUAGAUUCUGGGCUUAGGGAUGCCAUUGCUAGAGAGUUGCCCAACACCAAGCAUGUCAUAAGUAUAUGGCAUGUCCAGUCCAAAUUAUCUAGUUGGUUCUCUUUGACUCUUGGAUCACAGUAUGCAGAGUUCAAAGCCGAGUUGGAUACAUUAUGCCAAUUGGAGAGCAUGGAUGAAUUUGAACUUAAAUGGAAUCAUGUCAUAGCUCGGUUUGGACUUGUUGCUGAUAAGCACAUAGCUCUGCUCUUCUCUUAUCGGGCUUCAUGGCCAUUGUCAAUGAUUAGAGGAAAUUUUGUGGCUCGUGCCAUGACAGCAGAGUAUUCAAAAUCAGUGGAUACAUUUGUGAAAAAGAUACUAACUUCUGAGGCUUGCUUGCACAUGUUCUUUGAGCUGGUUGGAGUAGCUUCUAGGUCUGUAAAUCAAGCUGCUGAAAAUCUUCAGUACGUGCAUAUGAAAACAUGCAUGCCCAUUGAAGAACAUGCUCAGAGUAUUCUCACUCCUUAUGCCUUUAAGGUCUUGCAGAAUGAAAUGAUUCUCUCUCUGCAAUAUGCGAUGACUGAAAUGGCCAAUGGAUCAUAUCUUGUGCAGCACUUCAAAAAACUGGAUAGAGAGUGUCUCGUAAUUUGGACACUGGAAGAUGAGCUCAUACGUUGUUCCUGCAAGGAAUUCGAGCAUUCUGGAUUACUAUGCAGGCACUCAAUUCGAGUUCUCGUGGCAAAGAACUACUUCCAACUCCCUGAAAAGUAUUUUCCACUUCGUUGGCGGCUGGUGAGUUCUUUAGUCCCAGUGGAUGAUGACAAUGUUCCAAGAAGCAGCAAUGAUUGCGUCCAAGCCUUCAAUUCAUUAGCUGCGUCUUUAUUGACUGAAUCCUUAACAUCCAAGGAACGGUUCAAUUAUGUUAACCGAGAACUCAGUAGUCUGAUUGAUCGUGUUAGGGAUAUGCCGGCUGAUGAUGACUCUGCUGCAAAUAUGGCACUGAACAAUGUGAGUGAAUCUUUUCAAUGUUAACGGUGCCUUAUACAGUUGAUGAUAUAAAAUUACCUGGUCAAUCCGCGUGAGGGGUCUCAUCACAUUCUAAGCGGAAAGCUGUGAAGGCGCAGGUGAGAAAUGGAUGGGAAACAUUCUUUUUUGAGGCUGGUUGAAGGAAUUGAUCUGGCAAGUUGUAGUUUUCCGAUAGUACAGAAUUAACAGUUGGAAAUUUUUUUAGGGGGGCCUCCACUGUGAAAAGUCUAUGGGAAUUUAACUGGCAAUGUCCGGGUCGACGAGGUGACUGUCUUGCACUAGUCGGUGUAAAUGCACUUGUACAUUGCACGUGCGAAUUUUAGCGGGAAAAGAGAGAGACGGUGGAUCUAAACGGCCUACUCAGUUGUACAUAUCCAUACUUUGUGUGACAAUAUACUGGAAUUCUUAGUUUGCUGAAGCCUUUUCAUGGAUGCAUAUCGCCGAUUCUUCAUGA
This is a messenger RNA of Rhodamnia argentea, 2970 nucleotides long. Its product is annotated as putative protein FAR1-RELATED SEQUENCE 10. The transcript has 4 exons. NCBI's taxonomy places the organism in Eukaryota, Viridiplantae, Streptophyta, Magnoliopsida, Myrtales, Myrtaceae. Gene Ontology annotation, biological process: regulation of DNA-templated transcription. Bases 444 to 2522 code for a protein of 692 amino acids. The record is from RefSeq and is a predicted model, not a curated record. Gene Ontology annotation, molecular function: zinc ion binding.